CGCCCUGUGAUCCCGAAGCGCGGCGAAAAAGACUUCGAGCCCGCACCGGGCGGCGCCUCCGGCCUCCAGCUGCACAACCUCGACCGCGCCCGCGACGCCAUGCUCGCCGCUCUCCGCUCCACCCGCGCAACCUCCAGCAAAUCCAUCAGCCACGCAACGUGGGACCCCGCACUCGCGCGCGCACACGUCACCCUCGCGCGCGGCAUCCACUUUUCGUCCAUGGGCCACUCCGUCGCCCGCCCAACCGCCUCCGCCUCCUCCGACUCCCUCCGACCCCAACCCCACACCCACACCCACACCCGCACCCAAACACAACUACAAAAAAGGCCCCCGAAGCGCCUCGAGCUUCUCCCCGAAGAAGCCCUCUACCUCGUAGAAAAAGGCGCCCUCCUCUGCUCCAAACCCGCCGAUGUCGAUGCCGACGACGAUGGUGGUGGUGGUGGUGGUGGCGUCCACGCGCCGCCGAUGAGCGUGCAGCAGGCCUUUGCGGAGAUGCUCGGCCGCGACGGGCUCUCGCUCGAGAAGUACCAGGUAUUCUCGUACCUCCGCCGCCUCGGCUACGUCGUCACCCGCGCCCGCGCGCCCUCGCCCGCCUAUCCCGUCCCCGCGCCCUACCCUCCUCCCUAUCCCGCUUCCAAUUCCGCGUCGAACGAGGCGGCGGCGGUGGCGGAGAGCACGGUGUUGUCUGUCGUGCGUCGGAUUUUCACAGCGCUGUUCGCGCCCUUUGCGGGCCUCGCGCGCGUUGUGGGCUUCGUGGAUGCGGGUGCGGCCUCGAUAUUCAGGGCCCUCCGAUUUAUCCCUGCGGGCCACAAGGCGCCGCUGCACCAUUCGGUGAAGGCCCCCGAAUCGGAGCCCGACCCAGACCCGUACGAGGUCUUCUUCCACCUGUACAAGCCCGCGACGCCGUUCCGCAAGACGGCGCCGCCGCCGCCCGAUUUCGAGCUCGUCGUCGUAAACGCGCGUACGACGCCUAUGCCGACGCUCGCGCAGCUCGCGGAGCUGUAUAGAUCGCUACCCGAGAUUCCCCCGCCCCUCCCGCGCCAACGCCGUCCUCCGCCCGCACCCGCACCCGCACCCUCCACAUCCACACCGGCACCACCAUCCUCUUCUUCACUCCCCCAACCUCCCCCAGCACCAACGCCCCCAACACCAACACCACACAAAAACCCCGCCUCCUCCCUACUCACCCGUCUCCUCCCCCGCCUGCCCUUCUCGCGUGCCCCUGUCCCCGGCCCCAGCUCCGGCCCCAGCUCCGAACCAACAAAGCGCACGCAGAGCCGCGCGCCCCCGCGCGUGAACCCGUUUAUGGCGCUUCGCCAGGGCACGCGCACGGUCGUGAUCGCCGCUGUGGACGCGGGGGUCGUGAGUUUCUUCCGGCUUGGGGAGGGCGCGUUCGAGGCGUGGCCGAUGGUUGGGUGA
Heterobasidion irregulare TC 32-1 is the source of this 1419-nucleotide messenger RNA. RefSeq lists its product as uncharacterized. The record is from RefSeq and is a predicted model, not a curated record. Gene Ontology annotation, biological process: tRNA-type intron splice site recognition and cleavage. The annotation marks the transcript as partial. NCBI's taxonomy places the organism in Eukaryota, Fungi, Basidiomycota, Agaricomycetes, Russulales, Bondarzewiaceae. Gene Ontology annotation, cellular component: tRNA-intron endonuclease complex. The transcript is spliced from 6 exons.